This is a messenger RNA of Suncus etruscus (white-toothed pygmy shrew), 2732 nucleotides long. RefSeq names its product G protein subunit alpha i3 (gene GNAI3). Lineage: Eukaryota; Metazoa; Chordata; Mammalia; Eulipotyphla; Soricidae. Bases 113 to 1177 code for a protein of 354 amino acids. The record is from RefSeq and is a predicted model, not a curated record. The transcript has 9 exons. Gene Ontology annotation, cellular component: heterotrimeric G-protein complex. Gene Ontology annotation, biological process: adenylate cyclase-modulating G protein-coupled receptor signaling pathway. Gene Ontology annotation, molecular function: G-protein beta/gamma-subunit complex binding; GTP binding; G protein-coupled receptor binding.
UUCCUAGAGCCGAGACCUAGGGACCUAGGGAGGGAGAGGCCAGGCCGCCGCCCCAGAGACGCGACGCGCUUGCUGAAGUCGAGCCCGGCCGGUGCCGUCUGUCGCCGCCGCCAUGGGCUGCACGCUGAGCGCCGAGGACAAGGCGGCGGUGGAGCGGAGCAAGAUGAUCGACCGCGACCUGCGGGUGGACGGGGAGAAGGCGGCCAAGGAAGUCAAACUGCUGCUGCUCGGUGCUGGAGAAUCUGGUAAAAGCACCAUUGUGAAACAGAUGAAGAUUAUUCAUGAGGAUGGCUAUUCAGAGGAUGAAUGUAAACAGUAUAAAGUAGUUGUCUACAGUAAUACUAUUCAGUCUAUCAUUGCAAUCAUAAGAGCCAUGGGACGACUGCAUAUUGACUUUGGGGAAGCUGCCAGAGCAGAUGAUGCCCGACAGUUAUUCGUCUUAGCUGGCAGUGCUGAAGAAGGGGUCAUGACUCCAGAACUAGCCGGAGUCAUCAGGCGAUUAUGGCUGGAUGGCGGGGUGCAAGCGUGCUUCAGCAGAUCUAGAGAGUAUCAGCUCAAUGAUUCUGCUUCCUAUUACCUAAAUGAUUUGGACAGAAUAUCCCAAAACAGCUACAUUCCAACACAGCAGGAUGUCCUGCGGACAAGAGUGAAGACCACGGGCAUUGUGGAAACUCAUUUCACCUUCAAAGAGCUGUACUUCAAGAUGUUCGAUGUAGGUGGCCAGAGAUCAGAACGAAAAAAGUGGAUUCACUGUUUUGAGGGAGUGACAGCAAUUAUCUUCUGUGUGGCUCUCAGUGAUUAUGACCUUGUUCUGGCUGAGGAUGAGGAGAUGAACCGCAUGCAUGAAAGCAUGAAAUUGUUUGACAGCAUUUGUAACAACAAAUGGUUUACAGACACUUCAAUCAUUCUCUUCCUCAACAAAAAAGACCUGUUUGAGGAAAAAAUAAAGAGGAGCCCAUUAACUAUCUGUUAUCCAGAAUAUACAGGUUCCAAUACAUACGAAGAAGCAGCUGCUUACAUCCAGUGCCAGUUUGAAGACCUGAAUAGAAGAAAAGAUACCAAGGAGAUCUACACCCACUUCACCUGUGCCACAGACACCAAGAAUGUGCAGUUUGUUUUCGAUGCUGUUACAGAUGUCAUCAUUAAAAACAACUUGAAGGAAUGUGGACUUUAUUGAAGAGUGUUGAUCUUUGUAAAAGUUAUUGCGGUGUGGAGUGUUGCCAGACUUCUUUUGCUGUUCUCGUGACACAGCUGCAAGCAUGAACGGGACCAGGGAAUGGCAGUGGCAUGCAGAAUAUUAGCACUCUUUAGCACAAUCUUUGUAUUAGAGAACUCUCCAUUGAACUGAGUUGCUAACGUCAGAUAUUGGAAUUGGAAUGCCCGUCAAGUUUGACUUUUGCAAGCCAUCUGUUGCAUUACAUAUCCGCAAAUGUGUAAGGCAAAUAUGAGGUUGAGGUGCUGCGUUCCAGAACUUCAGUAUGUAGCUUACUCUCUUUUCCCCUUCUCUCCAGACUACCAAUGCAUCAUUUUUAAAGUUUUUUUUUAUCGAAAGAAGAGUAACUUUACUAAAUUUUACUUCUUUGCGAAAGAACCUUUAUUAAAACACAGCGUCUUAACUAUGAACAUGAUCUGACCAGAUCAUCUUAAGGGUUCCUCUUAGUAGGAACUCAUCGUUUUUAAAUGUUGGUUGGGUUAGAAUAUAAUAAUUUCCACAAACACUUAAUUCUUUACAGUUGAGACUACAGUGACGGCUCUUUUGAGGAUGAAAUUCGUAGUACUGUCCUGCUCAGAAUAUCACUGGUCUUAUUUCUAAACGGUAUUUACCUUGGGGAGCUUGUAUGACGUAUACUAGCUCUCUUUUUAUAAGCUUACCAUGCAAGGUUAACCUGGUUUAUGCUGAUACCAAAUUAGUAGAUAAAUGUUGAUGUAAUAUGAUCAAGUCAGCUUCUUGAAUACAAACACACUGAGGAUAGCUGUCAAUUAGGCAAAUUGCUAAUUUCCAAAUAGAACCAGUGACUUUGCUGCUACAUGUUACCUUACUAAAUUGACUGCUUAGAUUUUUGCUUGUUUGUCUCAAUCAUAGGGGAUGUUGUAAAAGAAGCCCUUGUUUUCCAUCUUUCAUGGCCUUUUCUGUUGGGAAACAUUGAAGUAUAUUAACAGUGCAUGUUUUUACUUUGUGAACAUGGUGCCAAGUCCCUGUUUGCCAUCGUUUUUAAAUGUAGCGGUGUUCAUUGUAUUAAUCCUUAGCCAGUAUCUCCUUUUGCUGAAAUUACUGCAUUUGGGUCAUUUUUCCAUUAUGUUGUGUGUAUAGAUUUUAAUCUGUUAUAGUUGGCAGCAGUAUUAAAAUGAUGAGAGUAAAGUCCAGGUUUGUUCCUAUUUGUAAACACUCAUUCUAGAAAUGUUUUCUUCUGUUUAUACCUCCGCUGACUCUGCUUUUGUUCAAUCUUUUAGAUAGAUAUCUAAACUUUGAGAUAGUUUAGAUAGAUGCAUUUCCUGAAAGUCUAGUCCGUUGCUGUAAUGUGUUGUUUGUAAGUCAAGGGACUUACUGAGUGUCUGUUGUCAUAUCUGUAUACGUGACACUUAGUCGAAACUCAUUUUCCAGAUUUACCUUUCGGUGUGUGCAGAGCUAUAUUCACUUAGCCUGCAAGUCCUUUUGUACAAUGUACAGCAAAUUCAUUAAAUAUUGAAUGAUUCUUAGGGGGAAGGGAAAUAAAGAGAAUACAUGUAAGCUU